AUGGAUUAAAAGAAUAAUGUAGAGCAGCAUCUGAAAUACUAAAUAGAGUAUUAAACAAUAUAUAUUCUAGAUUGAGAUUUUUGAUAAUCAAGAGAGAGAAGUGGAUAUGUAAUUAUAGAAGAUUGAAAAGAAUUACAAGAUCAAUAAGAAAAGAUAAAUAGAAAUGUGAACAUAAUGAAUUCUAAAUUAGAAAAAUAUAGCAAAAAAGAAUUGUGCUUGAUGAAUCGAACGCACAUCUCUGCUUCGGAUUAGAUAUUUUCAAUAAUUUAAAUAAAACUUUAGAGGCUUGCACUUUGAAUCAUUUUAGAUUCUAUUCAUCUAAUAUUAAGUUAGGCUAGGAAUUUCCAGAAAUACAAGCAACAAUAGAUGCUGUCUUUUAAGAGAAAAAUGUCAAUGUUUCGAUCAAACAACCUUCAUCUUUUGGAGUCCCUUCUGUUAGAUCGUCUGUAAGUUCAGCUUCUUCUCAAGGCAGAAGAAGAUUAAGAUCAUAUUAAUAAGUAAUUAAACAAAAAAUAUAUAAUUUUUAUUAAUUAUACCUGAAAAGUAUAUUCCAAAUGAAUGUACUCCAAUGA
Messenger RNA from Paramecium sonneborni, 572 nucleotides. Lineage: Eukaryota; Ciliophora; Oligohymenophorea; Peniculida; Parameciidae. The record is from the annotation of a GenBank genome assembly.